Molecule: messenger RNA, 7197 nt
Organism: Sapajus apella (tufted capuchin)
Lineage: Eukaryota; Metazoa; Chordata; Mammalia; Primates; Cebidae
Gene: DISC1
Product: DISC1 scaffold protein
Exons: 13
Coding region: 864-3299 (811 amino acids)
Biological process (GO): cilium assembly; neuron migration
Cellular component (GO): mitochondrion; microtubule; intermediate filament cytoskeleton
Source: RefSeq, a predicted model, not a curated record
CCACGACACUUUGAUUUGCUGUCUAAGACCCAUUUUGUGAAUAUUCAACUGGUAAACGUCAUACAUAACGAUGAGAUUAGGCAUCUACAGAAGUAACUCAGCUUGUCUGUAAACAUCCUACGCUCCAAAAAAAUUGACAUCUAAUACAUAGUAUUGGUCUUGUCUGAAGGAAGACUUAACAGAGAGGGAUGGUCAGUAUGGGAUUGUAAACAGGAGGUCAGAGAGGACGAGUGUGUUACUUAUACCCACCAGAACGCAGGGAAGCAUGGUGAGAAGCAACAGGAGGUCUGUCCGCUUGGCAGGCUGGCAGCUCCACGAGAUGGAGACAUGUGCUCCUGCUAUUAUGGUUGAAGUCAGUGGCCAUGAGAUCAUCUAUAGACUGGGAGAAGGCAGUGUGGACAAGUGCCUCAGGGCACAGGCUCUCUAGGGGAACAUGAAUUCAUGUUCCCCAAUCUUUCCAACUACCAUGCAGGGAAGAUAUUAAAAUGAACUUUCCCCAGACAAGAAAACAGGCUCGGUGAAGUUAUACUCGGGCAAGUCAAAGAGGGGUAGAGAUAGGCGUACGCCCAGCCUGGCUUCAGAACGCUCUUGGCAACGUUGCUCUGUCUCCUAAUAGUCUUAGCGUCCCUGGGAUGCUGCCAUUUGUUUUCUUUUCUGAUGGAGAGCUGAUUGUGAAGUUGGGUUCACAUGGGUGACUUGAAUUCCAGGGAGUCAGACAGUGUCACAGCUUCCUGCGGGGGAUUCCCCAUCUUUGAUGCCUUUGACUCCCAGUCCCGAGGGACACUCAUCUCCCUGGCAGCCGGGAUUGCUUACCACCUGCAGCGUGCUUUCGGAGGCGGCGGCUGGCACGGAGACCAGGCUACAUGAGAAGCUCGACAGGGCCCAGGAUCGGGUUCCUUUCCCCAGCAGUGGGCACACUGUUCCGGGUCCCGGGAGGGGUGUCUGGCGAGGAGUCCCACCAUUCGGAGUCCAGAACUAGACAGUGUGGCUUUGACCCGAGAGGCCUCUUGGUUGGGAGCCCUGUUUCCAAGAGCACAGCAGCCCCUGCUGUGACCUCUGUGAGAGGAACCUCAGCACACUUUGGGAUUCAGCUCAGAGGUGGCACCAGAUUGCCUGACAGACUAAGCAGGCCAUGUAGCCCUGGGAAUGCUGGGUGGCAGCAAGAGUUUUCAGCCAUGGACAGUUCUGGGACCCCGGACGCCAGCUGGGACGCAGCCUACAGUGAAGGAGCAAGCAGUACCCAGGCAGCAGGCUCUCUGCCAUCAGCGGAGUUGAGUAGCUGCAGCCCUGGCUGUGGCCCUGAGGCCCCCGCAGCCCCCCCUGGCUGUCACAGUGCCUUUGCCUCAAGCUUUAGCUUUAUUCGGCUCUCGCUUGGUUCUGCCGGGGAACGUGGAGAAGCAGAAGGCUGCCCACCAUCCAGAGAGACCGAGUCCCCUUGCCAGAGCACCCGGGAAAUGGGAGCCAAAGCUGCCAGCUUGAAUGAGCCUCACGAAGACCUUCGAUGUCUCCCUCGGCCCUUCAGUCUCUUGGCUCCACGGGUCUUGGCAGACUCGGCGCAGGCCGCAGGGAACAGCUCCAGGCCAGAACGUGAGAUGCAUUCUUUAUGGGAUGUGGAUCUUGGCUCCUCCAGUUCUCUGGAUCCCUCAUUGGCUGGCUGUGGUGGUGAUGGGAGCAGCGACUUGGGGGAUGCCCACUCUUGGGACGCCCUGCUCAGGAAAUGGGAGCCAGCGCUGCAGGACUGCCUGCUGAGAAACCGGAGGCAGGUGAAGGUAAUAUCCUUAAGAUUAAAGCUUCAGAAACUUCAAGAAGAUGCAGUUGAGGAUGAUGAUUAUGAUAAAGCUGAGAUGUUAAAACAAAGAUUAGAAGACCUGGAACAAGAGACAAUCAGCCUGCACUUUCAGCUUCCUUCAAGGCAGCCAGCUCUAAGCAGCUUCCUGGGUCACCUGGCAGCACAAGUCCAGGCUGCCUUGCGCCGUGGGGCCACUGAGCAGGCCAGCGGAGAUGACACCCAGGCCCCACUCAGAAUGGAGCCCAGGCUGUUGGAACCCACUGCUCAGGACAACUUGCGCGUGUCCAUCACGAGACGAGAUUGGCUUCUUCAAGAAAAGCAGCAAUUACAGAAAGAAAUUGAAGCUCUCCAAGCAAGGAUGUCUGUGCUGGAAGCCAAAGAUCAACAGCUGAGAAGGGAAAUCGAGGAGCAAGAGCAGCAACUCCGGUGGCAGGGCUGUGACCUGACCCCGCUGGUGGGCCGGCUGCCCCUGGGUCAGCUGCAGGAGGUCAGCAAGGCCUUGCGGGACACCCUGGCCUCAGCCGGUCAGAUUCCCUUCCAUGCAGAGCCACCAGAAACCAUAAGGAGCCUCCAGGAAAGAAUAAAAUCCCUCAACUUGUCACUUCAAGAAAUCACUACCAAGGUGUGUAUGAGUGAGAAAUUCUGCAGCACCCUGAGAAAGAAAGUUAACGAUAUUGAAACCCAGCUACCAGCCUUGCUUGAAGCCAAAAUGCAUGCCAUAUCAGGAAACCAUUUCUGUACAGCUAAGGACCUCACCGAGGAGAUUAGAUCAUUAACAUCAGAGAGAGAAGGGCUGGAGGGACUCCUCAGCAAGCUGUUGGUGUUGAGUUCCAGGAAUGUCAAAAAGCUGGGGAGUGUUAAAGAAGAUUACGACAGACUGAGAAGAGAACUGGAGCGCCAGGAGACCGCCUAUGAAACAAGUGUGAAGGAAAACACUGUGAAGUACAUGGAAACGCUUGAGGAUAAGCUGUGCAGCUGCAAGUGUCCACUGCUUGGAAAAGUGUGGGAAGCUGACUUGGAAGCUUGUCGAUUGCUUAUCCAGAGCCUACAACUCCAGGAAGCCAGGGGCAGCCUGUCUGUAGAAGAUGAAGGGCAGAUGGAUGACCUAGUGGGAGCUGUCUGUUCAGCGGCUCCUCCCAUUCCCCCUAGGCUCCACUCCGAGGAUGAGAGGAAGACCCCUUUGCAGGCACUGGAAGAAUGGAAGACUCACCUGAUCCCCUCUCUGCACUGGGCUGGAGGCGAACAGAAAGAGGAAUCUUACAUCCUUUCUGCAGAACUUGGAGAAAAGUGUGAAGAUAUAGGCAAGAAGUUAUUGUACUUGGAAGAUCAACUUCACACAGCAAUCCACAGUGACGAUGAAGAUCUCAUUCAGUCUCUCAAGAGGGAGCUCCAGAUGGUGAAGGAAACUCUGCAGGCCAUGAUCCUGCAGCUCCAGCCAGCAAAGGAGGUGGGGGAAAGAGAAGCUGCAGCUUCCUGCAUGACAGCUGGUGUCCGGGAAGUGCAAGCCUGAGGAGUGACGGGAUGGGGGAGGGAGGUGGGCCACCACGUCAACAGUUUGGACCCGGGGGUCUACUCUCCCUUCCCACUGCAUAACUAAUGUGCCUGAAUCAAUUAUGGAGACACAGAGCCUUGAUGUCUUUCAGUGGAAAGGUGGUUCAUGUUCAUUCUUAUGAGUCUGAAACUGAGGAGUCUGCAAAUUGGAAUAUGGAGAGGGAGACUGAUUUGCUGAAUUUGCUUCUAAAUGUAAUUAAAAAAUUUCUUUUCCAUGUCAUUCAUGGGAAUGUCCUGCACAGGAUUCAAGAAUGUUUUCAUCUCAAUCCCCAUUAGAGAGAAGCUGGGGCGAAUUCUGGAAAAAAUAUCUCUUUUUUCUAUACCAUUUGCCUUCUGCUGUAACUAAAAUAUUUCCUGAUUCAAGAUUCUAUAAAAAGGAAACCAAGCAUAAGACUGUGUCAUCCUACCUGUUACACGUUCCUACAGGUGCACCAUCUAUGAGAGUUAAUUAACCUCAGAGUCUGGAAUUAACAGCUUUUCACCUUACUUCUCCUGUGAUCUAAUAUUAUCUUAGAAAAAUUAAUAUGCAACUUCCAAAAGAUAUUUUGGUAAGGCAGCAGCGUCUCAGUGAUAUGCCACCUUUCAGUUUUCCUUCGUGGCAAUGAUUACAUCUGAAGAAAGGAUCCUUGAGAGUCUCUGUUUCAUCAGGACAUUCUGAAAUUUACCUAUAGUGAGGCUGUGGAUGGAUCAGGAGACCUGCAUGAAAUAUUUGAGCCUGUUCUGUUUUCCCACGGAACCUGUUUCACUCAAUGCCAGGCAGUGCAGCAUUUAGGAAAGCAGUGCAGUACUCAGUAUGGCAGUGCAGUACUCAGUAAUACAGUACAGUACUCAGUUAGGCAAUGCAGUACUCAGGCAGUGCAGUAGUCAGUAAGGCAGUGCCGUACUCAGAAAUGUAGUGCAGUAUUCAGUAACACAGUGCAGUGCUCAAUAAGGCAGUGCAGGGCUCAGGCAGUGCAGUACUCAGUAACACAGUGCAGCACUCAGUAAUACAGUACAGUAUUCAGUAAGGUAGUGCAGUACUCAGUAACACCAUGCAGUGCUCAAUAAGGCAGUGCAGGGCUCAGUAAGGCAGUGCAGUACUCACUCAGUAGGACAGCACAGUUCUCAGUAACACAGUGCAGUACUCAAUAAGCCAAUGUAGUACUCAGUAAAUCAGUGCAGUAUUCAAUAAUGCAAGGGCAUUGCAGGCUCCUGCUGGGCUCUUCCUGCAGGCCCAGCUAGGACUCCUAUUGAGACAGCUGCAAAACAGGCUGAUUUCAAUUAGGCAGCACUUCCCAAAGUGCACUGAUGAAGGUGGCCCCAAGAGGUGCUCUCUGACCAAAGGAGUCCCCUCUCUGGUCAAGUACCUUUGGUAAGUACACCAUACCAUAAUAUCUGCUUGGAGAGCCACAACACACAUUAGCAUAUUAGUCUGUGAGAGAAGUUAUAAUAAGGAAAGCCACUUGAUUUUAUCUAACCUCAAACUUUCCAAGUUUAAUGGAGCAUGAAUUUUUUUUCAUGUAACUCCUAUCCAUAUCCCAUAGAUCUAGUAUUGGUCAGCACUGCACUCUCUGAGGAAGGCCUAGUCCAAACACUGAUUUACAUCACUUUAGAAACCACACUCAAACCUUUGCAGAGUGUUGAGCUAAAUAAUUACCUGCCACAGAUUGGUCAAUUUAAUCCAGUAAAUGUUCUGUUUGUGCUUCUGUCCUCAUUUAUAUGUUCAGGGAUAGUGAUGGUCCUGCCUUCACUAGGAUCCAUGGAUAUGAGGCCAUUUUGGUCAUUUCCUGAAGUCACACUGGCAUUUCCAGAAGGCAUCUGGUGCUUUGCUGAGCCUUCCAUGCUGUGCAGCACUUCUGUCCUCAGUCGAGGAGAUGGCCCUGCUUAAGCCAGCAAUUGGCUGGGGUUCAGGAAACGAAGCAAAAGCACAAUAUGUGAAUGUGCUGAUUGUGUUCCCUACGGCUUUAUCUCAAGCAAAAUACACUCUACAUAUUUUAAUAAUAAGCAUAAUUAGUUUGUUCCUGGACUUCAUUUUUCAAUGAUGAACCAAAUUCCUGAAUCAUUUAUAAUUGUGUUGAAAGAAAAUUAUGAACUAGUUGCAUGGCACUUGGAAUCCCUGAAUUAAUUCCAGUGAAGCAAAACUUGGGAAGAGUCAGGAUUGACCACGUUGCCAAUAACAAAUUUCUACUUUGACAUAUGUCUUUUUAAAAGCCUCCCAGACCCCAGACAUGUUAACAGUCACUAGCCCAAGUGUUUUGUAUUACUUAGACACCAUCAUGAAGUAAUUCUGUGAGGUCAUGGUAUAUUUGAAAAUUCUGCAAGUUAAUAACUGCUUUGAAUUAUUUGAACCCUAAAUAAGGGUUCUUUGGUACCUCCAGUAGAUAGUGUAUUCAUUUCCCUGCAGCAAAUUUUGAAGUAUUUGAGCAGGUGAGUAAUGUUUCAACCCCAUGCUGUAACUCAUCUGUUGUCUUUGCUUGGUCUUAGAGUAUCAUUCAGAAAGCCUGCUAAGAGCCAGAGUGCUGCUUCUGGCUACACAACCUUCUCAGGACAACCCCACUGUCUUAAGCCACUUUAACCCUGGAAGACCCAGGACCGUGUAUCCCCAACCAUAGUAUAAGGCAGGUUUUGUCAGGGCAACAUAAAAAUGUCUGAGAGAGGUUAGGACUUAGAUUUAAAAGCAUCAAAACAACAACAAUAAAAAUUUGUGUUGGAGAUAGCUAAGACCACAAGCAAAAGCACAUAUUGAAAAUGAUGAGUUAUAGUCUGAUUUGACUGGGAUGUGGUGUGAGAAAGUAAGUGAGAUAUUCUACUGCCCGCCUCGCUGGAAUGCUGGCUUUCAAAUGGUCACCCCUUUUUCUUUCACCUGCCUGAGUUAGGACAUGCUGUCUAGCAGGAACAGUCCCAGUUUCAUCCAACUUUCUGAAAUUUCCAAACUGAAUUGAUCCUUCUCCAAAUAGUAUGUAGCAUUGGAACCUCAUCUUUCCCUGCAGUAAGGCUGGUUUCCCCACCCCAGAAACAUGUAAGGGUUGGUACCAUGCUAAGCUUUUUACAGUCAUAUCCUAUAAUCCCCAUAUCAACCUUAUAAGGAAGGUGUUUGUGGAUGAUGCAACUGAGCCUUAAAAGGACUAAUUCUCUUUUUCUAAGGCACAGAGCUGCUAAAAUGUGGAUUAAUAGUGAACCUAACAGUCAGAGACAGGCAGCGUGCCCUUAACUAGUCUCUUCCUAAAGUUCCUUUAAUGUCCUUUUGAGACUUUGAGCCGUGGGACUUAUUUGUUCACCUGGUUAAGAACACAUGGCCACUGUGAAAAUCUUGGCUGGGGAGUCAAAGAAACUGAGUCUAGGGCAAACAAGGCUUCCCACACUUCCAGGGGAGCCUGACUGUGAAGUCUAGGCUCAGACAGCCUUCAACAAACCUAUUCACCUCCCCCAUCAUCCUAACCUAACCAUUCCCCAGUCAUCCCAGGAACAACCACUCACAGCCUGACACUGGGCAGAUUUUCUUGAAGAUCCUCAUCCAGGUGGUGGUUUUCGGAAGUGCUCCAGUAUUAUGAAUUCUGUGUGUGGAGAAAAGCAACCAUGUACUUACUGGUCAAUGCCUUCUUGUAUAUGUAAUUCAAUACUUUUAUUUCUAAUAUCUGUACCUUAUCUAAUCUUUGAAUUUUGUCAUAUAAUUUAUUGCUUCAUUAAAGUUACUUUUUGUUAUAUGAAAUAAAAGCUGAUAUCCAAGCUAUGGUGCACCUUGAUUUUUUUGUCCUUUGAAGUAUGGAUGACAGAAAAAUGUAUCAGGUUUAUUCAUCUCCUCUUUCUGUUGCAGGAUAAUUAAUUGUACAAUUACGUCACACAAAACAUUUAUAAUAAAGCCAUGCUUUAGAAUUGCA